This is a messenger RNA of Clarias gariepinus (North African catfish), 2274 nucleotides long. Its product is annotated as leukotriene B4 receptor 1-like. The transcript has a single exon. Bases 100 to 1080 code for a protein of 326 amino acids. Gene Ontology annotation, molecular function: G protein-coupled receptor activity. Gene Ontology annotation, cellular component: membrane. Lineage: Eukaryota; Metazoa; Chordata; Actinopteri; Siluriformes; Clariidae. Gene Ontology annotation, biological process: immune response; G protein-coupled receptor signaling pathway. The record is from RefSeq and is a predicted model, not a curated record.
GUCUCAGCAGUGUUACACAAAACUUUUAGGGAAACAACUGCACUUUUAAACUCCACUCUAAAACAAAGUGUGUAUUCUUGGCUGUGCAAUUGCUUGACCAUGGACCAUCUCAACAUUGGCACCAAUCAUACUUACAAGUCUGAUUUUGACAGCACCAUUGGUCCUGUGGGCUCCAAACAGGUAGGCGCUGCAGUAUUUCUAAGCGUGUGCUGUUUGGUUGGAUUACCCAGCAACAUUGCAGUUAUAAUAACCAUCGCUCGACAGUGGAACAAGCGCAUGAGCUUCACCGUAAAGCUUAUGCUAAAUCUAGCUAUAGCAGAUUCUUUGGUUCUCAGUUUGGCUCCUUUUGGAGUUUCUGGUCUGCUGAAUGGAUGGACAUUUGGCCUUUGGUCAUGUAGGUUUUUGGUGUAUCUAACAUACUGUGCUAUGUAUGGUGGUGUGUUGACUGUAACUAUGAUGGCUGCACAUCACUACCACACAAUUAAGUCAAGAGUUCCUGAUGUCGGUGCACUGGAAAGACUGCGGAAGGUUCGCAGACACUUACUGUUGAUUGGGCUCUGGAGUUUAGCCAUGGUUUUUGCCUUGCCCAUACUUUUUAUUCAAGAUGUUCAGCUCAAGAGGGAAUCUCUAAGGUGCCAGAAAAACAUAUCAUCACCCUCUGGAAAGGUUGCAGUUCUUGUGUUGGAGGUCCAGUUUGGAUAUGUCCUACCUUUAACCAUUAUAGCUGCAUCAUACUGCUGGAUCUACAGAACACAGCUACAAGGAUGUAGAAAUAUUAAGGAAAGGAAGAACAGAAUGAGAAGGCUUGUGAUCAGUAUUGUCACAGCCUUUUUUCUUUUCUGGACUCCUGUACACAUCAUCAACGUGAUUGACAUCGCUACUACUUUGACUAAGACAUCGUCUCCAGCUGUCUAUGAUCAACUGAAAAUGUUUCGUAGAGCAACAGGAGAUCUGAGCAAAACUGUUACUAUAAUUAACUGCUGUGUGAACCCAUUUCUUUAUGCAGUUGCAUCAGGGAUUUUUAAGAAAAAGAGGCAUCAUGAAGAAAAAAAUACAAUAGAAGUAAAUAUAAAAAACUGAGUACAUACAAAUGCUUGUCAUAAUAAUCUUAAAACAAUAUUAAAGGAUAUUGUGCGGUUAUAAUGAACCAUAAGUGCUGUUUCUUCUUUGGGAAUUUAAUGUCUAUAGCUUUGGAGGUACAGUUGCAUAACUGUCUUACUGCUUAUAAUUCAAUGUAACUUCUUGUCUAUUAUCAUGUUGGGGUUAUUCUUUAUGUUACUGAGUGUAAUAAUAUAGUACAUAUAGUAUUCCUCUUUUUUAUUAUAUUUUCAUUGUAUUUCAUUAAUUUGUGAAGCUGUUUGUUAAUUAAUCUAGAAAAAAUACUAUGCUUCUACUAAAUAAACAUUUUUCACUUCCUUAGACCUGUUUACUUCCUUAAAACAAAGUGCUUUCUUUUCCCAAAAAAAUACUUUUGUCCUAUUAAAGCCAUCAUUAAAUGGGUGAGCCUUCAUUCUUUACUUAAUAAACCAUGUCUUUUUUAGAUUUAUUUAGUCUUUAUGUUACAUCAUCACCACCAACAAUUUGGUUAUUAUAGGAUAGCUGUGGCUAUAGCCCCUUAUGCAGUUACUUGACUACUAUAACAUCAGUCCCAGCAGUGGACAGUGGAAGUACCAUCGUCCAACAUGAGACAUGCAUUAUUGUUAAUAAUGACUUCUAAUGACUCUUUUGUUAAAUGAUGAUGUAUAUUUCUGUGCCAAAAGAGAAAUGAGAAGAGAAACCAGCAUGUGAAAACAAAUGAAGAAUGUGAUGAGGGUAUUAAUUUGCAAAAGUUUGUUAGAUUUGUUAUCGUAAUGUAAUUACAUUAGAUGGAAUAUGGAAUAUGAUGGGCUUUAAAAGUCAUAAAAUGAUGUGCAGGUAACUGAUGCAUCAAGCUUUCUAAUUAAUAAGACAUUAUAAAAGAAAUGUAUGUUGUAGAGAAGAUGCACUACACAGUCUUAUGUGUUUUGAUAAACCCUCCUACAUAUGACUGUGAUCCACUUCUGUCUUUUUCCUAAGUCUUGUUGUAACCUUAUAUGAUAGAAGACUAUAUAUCCAUGCCUUUCCUGUUAAUAAACUGCACAUUAGAUAAUGAUUGGAAUAAGAGAACUUAUAUUUUUGGCAGUUAUAUGUAGCCAAAAGGGGAAUAAAUCACAGUGGUGGAGUUUUUCUUAAUGUCUCCUCUUGUCCUGCUUUACAAUAGUCUCAGUUAACUAAAUGUUCUGGGGUUAAAUCACA